This is a messenger RNA of Ricinus communis (castor bean), 1772 nucleotides long. RefSeq names its product disease resistance protein RPV1. NCBI's taxonomy places the organism in Eukaryota, Viridiplantae, Streptophyta, Magnoliopsida, Malpighiales, Euphorbiaceae. The coding region runs from base 614 to 1648 and encodes 344 amino acids. The record is from RefSeq and is a predicted model, not a curated record. Gene Ontology annotation, biological process: signal transduction. The transcript has 4 exons.
AGAGCUACAGAUGGAAAUUUUCUAUUAUGAAAAUACAAAAAUCGAGGUAUUAAAGCUUUAAUCAUAAAAUAAAUAAUUAAAACUCCAUACGUGUGAUACUAACUUUUAAAAUAACAAAACGGCACUGCAUAGACCCUGGAUCCAUAAACCUACAUGGAUCCAGGUUCAUGUUAUAAUUUGCGGGAACAAUACGUUACAAAAUUGGCUUGUUCAGACUCUUCAGUCAUACCCAGCCCAAACUGAUGUUAUAUUGGCUGAGGUGGAUGAGUGGGGCCGUCAACUUAACAGUUAGAGGCUGACGUGGCAUGAGAGGAAGGAAAAUUAUGGCAGUGGAGGGAAAUUUACCGCCAAGAAAUUAAGGUUUAGGUAUCCUUCACGGAAAAAGUGCCAGCUGGACCCCUCAACUGUAGUCCUUUUCCCUUAUUUUAUUACAUUACUUUCGACUCCAAGGAGUCGUAAUUGCCUCUCUGUUUCUCCUGCUUGCCAUUAAAAGAGGAAUCUAACAUAUUUUCCGUACAGAGAUUUGAGCUUGUUCUUACCGGAAAUACUGCUGCUAGCCUGCUGCAUUUCGCAAUCCUCGCAUCUGCUGCUACUUUCGGUGAUCUUCUCAACUAUGGCUGCUUCCUCUUCCAUAGUACCUGGAUUGGAGAAGAAGAGGUAUGAUGUAUUUAUUAAUUACAGAGGUGUGGAUACCCGGAGUAAUUUUGUUAGUCAUCUUUAUAAAGCCUUGACAACGAAAGGAAUCUUAACAUUUAUUGACGAUGCACUGUUGAGAGGCAAGGAGAUUUCACCAUUCCUUCUGCAAGCAAUUGAGGAUUCGUCAAUGGGUAUAACUGUAUUUACACAAAAGUAUGCAUCUUCACCGUGGUGCUUGGAUGAACUUGUGAAGAUGACUCAGUGUAGGAGUACACAUAGGCAAAUUAUUAUACCAGUUUUCUAUGGCGUAGAUCGAUCCCAUGUAAAAGAGCUAUCUGGUGAGUUUGGAAAUGAAUUUAAGAGACUUAUAGAGACAGUUCCUGACACGGACAGGGUGGAAAAAUGGAAAGCUGCUCUUCCAGAAGCAGCUAGUUUAUCAGGAUGGGUUUCAGGCACAAUCGGGUCUGAUGUAAAACUUAUCGAUGAGAUUGUCAACGAUGUGCUGCAGAAGCUGAAUCUUGAGACAUCAGGUGUUACUCAGGGACUGAUUGCAACAGAAUCAUCCAGAGUACUUAUGGAGGAAUUAGAAAAUGAGGAGUGGCUUUCUCUGUUCGCCAGCUUAGUUAUAGAGGGUUUAUCUGCUCUCUUUGAACAGCUAGACCAUGCCUUACUGGGUAUGGUGAUGGCUAUUGCAGGCUUGCUCAUAUGUAUGGUUGAGCUCGCUUUCAAGGCCCAAAAGGAACAAGUCAAUUGGGAGAGAAGGGGAUUGUUGCCAUGGUUUUACAGCUAUAACCCCCAAAACAAGCUGUUUGGAACCACUGUGGAAUACUUUGGAUUAGUUGCUGCAAUAUGGCAAUGCUUCCAUUCUACCAUAGGAUAUAUCUAUGCUCGCCAGAAUAUGAAAAAUCCCAUAACAAUGACUCUAACAAUGUCCCUCUUUUGCAUUUGUCUCCUCAUUUCCAAACUUGUAAAGAAGUACUCAGUGGUGUCGCCUCGACAAAGAGAUCCCUGAAUUAGUCCAAUAGAUCCUUGACAGAAUCAUCUUUGUAUUUUUUUUUUUGUAACCGCAAAAUGCUUAAGUUUUUAAUCAUCCUUUGGCUAAACUAUCUGUGCUAAAAUGAAUCGACUUCCUAUAA